This is a messenger RNA of Scutellospora calospora, 593 nucleotides long. The record is from the annotation of a GenBank genome assembly. Lineage: Eukaryota; Fungi; Glomeromycota; Glomeromycetes; Diversisporales; Gigasporaceae.
UUAAACGUUUCCGAUAUGAUCGAUAUUUACAACGUUCUGUUAAAAUUAAUUCUUAUAUGAGUUAUAACGAAACUUUGGAUAUGUCUGAAUUUUGUGAACAUCCAGAAGAAGAUGCACGAUAUAAACUUUCUGCAUCAAUUGUUCAUGUUGGAAAUACUCCUCGAAGUGGACAUUACUACGCUUAUGCCAAAACUGCUUCUGGUUGGGUUAAAUUUAAUGAUAACAUGACAUCAAAUAAUUUGAAAUUUAUAUCUUCAAACCCUGAUACGGAAACGAAUACUUUAUCAUGUAAUAUUAUUAAACACGUCACUGAGAAACAAUCUGAUGUAUCGUUGAAUGAUAAAGUUCCCAUUAGUAUCCAAUCAUCGGUUGUUGAAAGUAUGAAUUCUAUUAAUACUGAUAUGAAAUCCAAUACAAGUGUAUUUGAAUAUGGACAAUGUCGUUGGGUUGUUGAAAGUGUUCCAUCAUUAAAUUCUUUGAAUAAUAAUUGGAAAGAGAAAUUUUCACAAGUUAGAAACAAAACAAUUCGUAAGAGACGAAAAGGAAAGUUGAGGGGUAGGGUAAAUUUACAAGAUGUCGAAAAGGAAAGUUGA